Daucus carota subsp. sativus is the source of this 2831-nucleotide messenger RNA. Its product is annotated as protein TRANSPORT INHIBITOR RESPONSE 1. Gene Ontology annotation, biological process: SCF-dependent proteasomal ubiquitin-dependent protein catabolic process. NCBI's taxonomy places the organism in Eukaryota, Viridiplantae, Streptophyta, Magnoliopsida, Apiales, Apiaceae. The transcript is spliced from 3 exons. Bases 722 to 2494 code for a protein of 590 amino acids. Gene Ontology annotation, cellular component: SCF ubiquitin ligase complex. The record is from RefSeq and is a predicted model, not a curated record. Gene Ontology annotation, molecular function: protein binding.
UGUUUCUCCUAUAAUAAUACCAUGGUGGACUCGCUCUUUUAUAUAUUCUAUAUUUAUCUCAAUUUUCUUUUCAGGUUUUUAUUGCAUAGUUGUAAAUAAAAUAAUCACAUUCUAUAAAUUUUCUCCUAUAUAUAUGAAAUUUCGGUUUAGAGUAUCCAAAUUUCAGGUUGAUUAAAAUCUUUUUAUUUCCCUGAGUUUAUGUGAAUCUUUCUUGUAUAUGCUCAUUAAUAUGACCGUUCAAUGUUUUCUUGAAUCAUUUUGAUGAAUGGUCAGAUAAAGUUGUUCAAUUUGGAGUAUAUUUCGUUAUGUUGUCAAUUCUUUCUCAUUAUUUCGAAUUUUUUACCGUGUGUUCAUUAUCACAUAAUAAUAAUUAUUUUUCAGUUUUUAUUUGAGUGAUAAUAUUUUAUUAGCUUCGAUCUCAUUAAUAACAUUAAUAAGGUCCUUCUUCUUGACUAAAAUGUAUUUACAGAAAGACCUUUACUAAUUUAUCUGUUUCUUGAAUCUUGUAUAUUUGAGUACAUGUUGUGUCGUUGACUAUAUUGCAUAACUGAUCUAUGAAUUUUGUAUGAGUGUAUGAACUUGUGUUUGUUUGGGAUAUGCAUGUAAAUGUAUACAAGUUCAGCACUUUGAUUUAGCAAGAUUGAUUUUGGCAUGUAACUAUACAUGUUGAUUGUUUUCCUUAUUUGAGUGUGUGAAUUUUGGAGCUUGUUAGUUGUUAUAGAUGAUUGAUACAGAUAUGAAUUCAGAUAGAAAGAGAGGCACUAAUUUGGCCAAAUUGGUUGGUUCAAAUCAAACUGCACCAUUUCCAGAUGAGGUACUGGAACCAGUGUUAACCUUUGUGACAUCUCGAAAAGACCGGAGUUCAGUGUCACUAGUGUGUAAAGUUUGGUAUAAUGCUGAGAGGUGGAGCAGAAGGAAGGUUUUUAUUGGGAAUUGCUACUCGGUCUCACCCGAGAUUCUGGUUAGGAGGUUUCCGAAUAUGAGGAGUGUUACUUUAAAGGGGAAGCCAAGAUUUUCUGAUUUCAAUUUGGUGCCGCAGAAUUGGGGGGCUGAUAUUCAUUCAUGGCUUGUUGUGUUUGCUGAAUUUUAUCCCUUUUUGGAGGAGUUAAGGUUGAAGAGAAUGGUUGUUAGAGAUGAGAGUUUGGAGUUUAUAGCGAAGUCAUUUCUGGGUUUCAAAGCUCUGUCCCUCUUGAGCUGUGAUGGUUUUAGUACUGAUGGUCUCAAAGCAAUUGCAACCCACUGCAAGAACUUGACUGAGCUCGACAUACAGGAGAAUGGCAUAGAUGAUUUUGGUGGGGGGUGGUUAAGUUGCUUCCCUGAGACCUUUGUGUCUUUAGAAGUGCUAAACUUUGCUUGCUUGAACAGUGAUGUUACUUUUGAUGCUCUUGAAAGGUUGGUUGACAGAUGCAAGGCAUUAAGGGUCUUAAAGGUUAAUAAAAAUAUCUCUUUGGAACAAUUACAAAAGCUACUGCUGAAGGCACCCCAGCUAGUGGAGCUUGGCACCGGUUCAUUUCAGCAACAGCUUGUGCCCCGCCAAUUUGCAGAACUUGAAACUAUAUUUAGUAGAUGCAAAAAUUUACAAACACUUUCAGGUCUAAGGGAAGUUUCUUCAGUCUAUCUACCAGCUCUAUACCUGGUCUGUGUCAAUCUUAGAUUUUUAAAUUUAAGUUGUGCCACUCUGCAAAGUGAUGAACUUGCCGAGCUUCUUAGUAAAUGUUCAAAUUUACGACGCCUUUGGGUUCUUGACACAGUGGAAGAUAAGGGGCUAGAAGCUGUUGGAUCUAGAUGUCCCUUACUUGAGGAACUGCGAGUGUUUCCUGCAGAUCCUUUUAAUCAGGUUAUGUUUCAAGGGGUGACAGAGUCGGGUUUUGUGGCAGUAUCUAAAGGAUGCCCCAAGCUUCACUAUGUCUUAUAUUUCUGCAGGCAGAUGACUAAUGCCGCAGUUGCAACUAUAGUCAAGAAUUGUCCUGAUAUCACUCAUUUCCGCCUUUGCAUAAUGAAUCCAUACCAGCCAGAUUCUAUGACAUAUGAGCCUAUGGAUGAGGCAUUCGGUGCAGUGGUCAAGACUUGCAAAAAUCUACAGAGACUUGCUGUUUCAGGCUUACUAACUGACCGAUGUUUUGAUUAUAUUGGGGAGUAUGCUAAAAACCUGGAAACUCUUUCUGUGGCUUUUGCGGGGCAAAGUGACUUGGGAAUGGAACCUUUGAUGGAAGGUUGCCGAAAGCUAAGGAAACUAGAGAUAAGAGAUUGCCCAUUUGGGAAUGCAGCUUUACUCUAUAACUUAAAAAAGUACGAAUCAAUGCGGUGUCUCUGGAUGUCAGCAUGCAAUGUGACAAUGAACGGUUGCAGAAUUCUUGCAAAAUUCAUGCCAAGGUUGAAUGUUGAGGUGAUGAAGGAUGAAGGAAGUGUUCAUGAUGCUGCUGAUAAAUUAUAUGUUUAUCGAUCAGUUGCAGGGCCUAGAAGGGAUGCACCUCCCUUUGUUCUUACUCUCUGAACCAAACACAGCAUUAUGGUGAGUUUCUCUCUGCCACGGACACAGUCUCUCAUAUAAAAAUAAUUAGCAAUAGCAUUUGAAAAGGGUCAUGUGAGUUACAUGGCUAGCAAAUGAAGGCGACCCAGUGAAUUGUUUAUAUUCCGAUGAUUCCGGAACAAUCAAGCUGGUAUAGCUAAUAGUUUGCUAGAUGUAAGAGAUAUUUUGGUCUUUUACAGAAUUUUUAGAGAGGUCUGUAGAGGUUUGAUGCCUGCUUAUUAUCCUCUGAUUGCAGAAGUUUAAAUUUUAUAAACUGAUAAAUUCUCAUAAUUUUUGCUUCAUUGUCUGGUUUGUUCUCUAA